This is a messenger RNA of Miscanthus lutarioriparius, 336 nucleotides long. The record is from the annotation of a GenBank genome assembly. NCBI's taxonomy places the organism in Eukaryota, Viridiplantae, Streptophyta, Magnoliopsida, Poales, Poaceae.
AUGACCUCCCCUUCGCAUGCAUCAUACGCCACAGCCUCCCCUUCCCACCCAUCAUAUGCCGCAGCCUCCCCUUCCCACACAUCAUACGCCACACCCUCUCCUUGCCCUUAUGACAGGCCGGUUGGACAUGGCCUCUACUGCAACCGGAGCCCACCUGUGAUCAGGGAGCCAUAUGUUUACCCAGCUGAGGAGGUAGCAAGUGUCAACGUCGGCAUUCCCAUGCCAUACUCCACCCCACCCAUGAGCUACCCUGCCCCCUAUGGCGGUUAUGGCAAUGGGAUGGCAGCUUACACCAAUGGAAUGGCUCCUGCCUUCCACCAGGCUUACUACCGGUAG